Radiomyces spectabilis is the source of this 3271-nucleotide messenger RNA. RefSeq lists its product as uncharacterized. The record is from RefSeq and is a predicted model, not a curated record. Gene Ontology annotation, molecular function: RNA polymerase II complex binding. The transcript has 13 exons. Gene Ontology annotation, cellular component: Cdc73/Paf1 complex. Lineage: Eukaryota; Fungi; Mucoromycota; Mucoromycetes; Mucorales; Radiomycetaceae. The coding region runs from base 58 to 3042 and encodes 994 amino acids. Gene Ontology annotation, biological process: regulation of DNA-templated transcription.
GCAGGUUCUCUGAUUAUUUGCUACUGUUGAUAACAGUGUCAGAUAAUAAACGAACCCAUGGCUUCUACGGUAUAUGGCUCGGCUUAUGUGCCAAGAUCCAGAACAAUUGAAGUCCCUCUUCAGCAUGAACAAGUGCUUGAAGUUGUGUGUAAUGACCUACCGAGCAAUUCCACCGAGCUCACCGACAUUUUCCGACAAGAAGGUGUUCCUUUAGCCUACUACCGCAUGCUUGCACUCGAAUACUAUGAGCAAGACAAAGUAGAACAAAGCAUCGUCGUCAUACAGGCAGGCUUAAGCACAGCCAGCCAUUCCCCUCACACUCAACCGCGUCAGAAACUGCCAUUGCUGACCUUCAUGGCGACCCUUCACAUGAAAUUGGCAAAAAAAGCAACCGAUGAGGCUCAACGACAGAAGCAUCUCAACGACGCGACGCAGUUUAUCAACGAAGCCGAUCGUAUUCAUAAUCAGUACGAACAGACAUUCGUCGUCAAAGGCCAUCUCUAUCUUUUACGUAGAGACAUCAACGAAGCCAUUCGUUCUUUCAACAUGGUUCUUGAUAAGCGUCCCAACUGCAUUCCCGCCUUACUCGGCAAAGCCAAGAUUCAGUACCAUUUGCGACAGUACAAGCAAUCGCUAAAGACGUAUCAGACUGCUUUGAUUUAUUCGCGAGGAAGGUUUUCACCUCUGGAAAUCCGGUUUGGCAUCGCGCAGUGUUUUUCCCGAUUGGGAAUGGACGAAGAAGCCAAAGCCGCAUUGAAGCGAUGUAUCGAAGUGAGCGAGAAGCCCAAUGCUGCCGUGUUGGCCUUAUUGGCAAUUAUUGAGUUGAAUCAAUCGAAAAAACCGGACCAAGGCCUUGUACAGCAGGAAAAUGCAUUACGCCAUGGUUUGCAACACAUGCAGCAAGCACAUCGCGCUGAUAAGAAGCAGCCUGUGGUUCUCAAUAUGCUGGCAAAUCACUUUUUCCUGACGCGGGAUUUUGAAAAGACCAUGAAGUCAGCUUCCAAAGCAUUAGUAACCGCCACCAACGAUAAUAUCAAAGCAGAAGCGUCCUAUCAGAUCGCUCGCGCCCACCAUCAAAUGCAACAAUACGACGAUGCCUUCAAAUUUUACCGCCAAGCUUUGGAGCUGAAUCCUGAUCAUAUUCUGGCGCAAUUUGGCAUUGGACAAAUGCACUUGUGCAGAGGGGAAUUGGAUGUCACUGCACAAAUUUUUGAAAAAUUGCACGAGACUGAACCUCAGUGUAUUGAAGUGAUCAAGAUUUUAGGCUCUCUGUAUACAGCUACAGGAAGACAAACACAAGCAUUGAAUCUCUUCAACAAAGUGCUGGAACACUAUGACGACGAUCAGUUUUUGGAUAUCGAAGUAGCGCAAUUAUACGAAGAAAAGGAUCAAACUCGUGCUUUGAAAUACUAUCAAGCCUCUUUGGACAAGUUUAAUCAAAUGGAGGCUGAAGAAGCUCAAAAGCCAGAAAAUCUCGCCAUCAAGUCAGAGCUUCUGAAUAACGUGGCGGCCGUGCAUCACACUUUGGGAAAUCUGGAUGAAGCGGAAACCUACUACAGUUUGGCGAUACAGGAAUUCGAUCGCUUAGGUGAAUCGAGCCAAGACAACAAAAAUGUGGAUGUCAAUUUGAAGAUCACCACCACCUAUAACCUUGCACGCCUUUUCGAGGAUCGCUUGGAAACAGAAAAGGCUACUUCCAUCUAUAAAAAAUUGACCGAAGACUAUCCCUCCUAUGCUGAUGCCCAUUUACGGCUCGGUGCCAUUGAGCAAUUCCGGGGUCGAGCUACUGAAGCGCAGGAAUAUUACAAAGAAGUGUUUGAUUCCGACCCGAUAGACGCUAAAGCUUGGAUUAUGAUCGGUCAAGCACAAGCAACCAUCAACGAGAAAUUAUGUAAACGUUCCUUUGAAAAGGUGCUGAAAGAUUGCGAGAAAAAUGAUCUCUACACACACAUUGCACUCGGUAACUACCAUGCUGCGGCUGCGAGGGAAAUGAAGAGCGAAAAACUACAGAAGCAGAGACAAGAAGCCUACAAGCUGGCUGUAGGUUUCUUUGCGCAAGCUCUACGACGUGACCCAAUGAACUCGUAUGCAGCCAAUGGGUUAGCAAUCACGCUCGCUGACAAUGGUCACAUUGACCAAGCGCGUGAUCUUUUUACUCAAGUUCGUGAAUCAUCUGUCAACAACUCGUGUGUGUGGAUCAAUUUGGCGCACACUUUUGUAGAACUGAAGCACUAUAAGCAAGCUAUUGUGAUGUAUGAAAAUGCUUCCAAACGAUUUUUUGCCAACCGAGAUGCCAAUAUUUUGUUAUGUCUUGCGCGCGCGCAAUUUAUCAUGAGCAAAUCCACCAAAGAGCCGGAGAUCAUGUUAGAGUCUCUACGAAAUACCGAAAAAGCAUUCCACUUGAACCCGUCCGAUAAAUCCACCUUACAUAAUAUCGCUUUGGUUCAGCAAUCUUACGCUCAGCUAAUAUCCGAUUUGUCGAAAGAUCAACGAACUUCCGUCGAUUUACGCCGUGCCAUUAAAUCCUUGGACACCAGUCAAAGGAUAUUCAAAAUGUUGAUCGAUGUGCCAGAAAGCGAGUUUGUAUUGUAUGAACGUGGCAUUACGAAGCAGCGUGCUCGUUAUGGUGAAACACUGCGUACACAAUUGGAAAGAAAGAUGACGGAGCAGUUACAAUUUGAGGAAGACAAACAACACAAGUACGAAGAAGUUCGAAAGAAACGAGAAGAAGAAGCCGCCAGAUUGGAAGCGGAAGCCAGCAAGAAACGUCAAGCUGAAGAAGAGGAAAGACAGCGCAUGGAAGAGGAACGACGCCGACUGAUGGAAAGAGUUCGCGAAGAAAACUUACGCAUGGCAUCCAUGGAAGUGGAUGAGGAACCUAUCGUACCGGAAAAGAAGUCACGCAAGCGAACUAAGAAACAAAAGGAAUUGGAGGACGACGAGGAGGAGGAGAACGAGGUAGAGGAACCCGAAGAGCGCGCCGGUCGAAGCAGAAAGCAAUUUAGAAGUUCACGAAUCAUCGAAGAUUCGGACGAAGAGUAGUAAAUUACAUACAAAAAUUUAAACCAGCAGAGAAAAAAAAAAAGGAAUGAAUUACCGGAUUUUUGUUACUUUCAAUGCUCUUCCAUUUACAGAUUAGUCAACUUGCAGCCCAUAAAAAAUAAAAAGUCAAAUGAGAGGCAUCAGGCUAGAUAUGAAGAUCAGAUAUCAUAGAGCUAAAAAUAUGGAAAAAAAAUAACCAGCCAGAUCACGGUAUGUAGAAUAGUGAAAC